AGCAGUUGAGUGUAAAAUGGCUGAAGCAAUGUCAAGUAAGCAGGAUAUUUUAAUGUGCUCUAUUUGCUUGGAUCUACUGAAGGAUCCAGUGACUCUUCACUGUGGACACAAUUACUGUUCGGGCUGCAUUAACGGCUGUUGGGAUCAGGAAGAUGAGAAGGGAGUCUACAGCUGUCCACAGUGUAGACACACUUUCACUGCGAGACCAGUUUUGAAAAGGAAUAAUGUUAUGGCCGAGCUUGUGGAAGAAAUGAGGAAGACUACAAUUCAACCUGAUACUCCCGCUGACCAUGGAGAUGUGGAUUGUGAUGUUUGCUCCGGGAGAAAACUCAAGGCUGUGAAGUCCUGUCUGGAUUGUCUGCUGUCAUAUUGUGAAACUCACUACAAGGCUCACAAUGACCUUAACCCGGGUAGAAAUCAUGCGGUAGUCGAUGCCACUGGUCAUCUGCAGGAAAGGAUUUGUCCUCGUCAUAAAAAGGUUAUUGAAGUCUUUUGUCGUACUGACCAGAGCUGCAUCUGUUAUUUGUGCACAAUGAACCAACAUAAAGGCCAUGACACCAUUGCUGCCACAGAAGAGUGUGGUGAAAGAAAGGAAAGCUUGGGUAAGAUCGAGAAGAGGUGCCAACAGACAAUCCAGAAGAGAGAGAAGAAGGUUCAGGAGCUGAGGAGAGCAGUUGAGACUCUGAAGAGCUCAGCACAGUCUGCAGUGGAACACAGUGACCAGAUGUUUGAUGACAUCAUUCGCUCUGUUGAGAGAAGGCGCUCUGAGGUGACAGAGCUGAUCAGAGCUCAGGAGAAGGCUGAGGUGAGUCGGGCUGAAGGACUUCUGAAACGACUGGAGCAGGAGAUCUCUGAGCUGAAGAAGAGAGUUGCUGAGAUGGAGAAGCUUUCACACACACAGGAUCACAUCCAUUUCCUCAAGAAUGUAGGCUCCAUCUCUGAUAUUCCUAAAAGUGUGAUUCCAACCAACAUGAUCCUCAGCCACCCAUACCUCUCCUUUGAGCCGGUGAAAACAUCUGUCUCUGCACUGAAGACGCAGCUGGAGGAAAAAAUAGAUUCGAUCUUUAAGCAGGAAGCAGCCAAAAUAUCUGCAGCAGUGUCUGAAGUGCAGGCCGUUAUGACUGAACCAGUGACCAGAGAGGACUUCUUACAGUAUUACUACCGCUUCACACUGGAUCCAAACACUGCACACAGAGACCUCCAUCUGUCUGAGGGGAACAGGAAGGUGGAGAUGAGAGAUGAUGCCCCCCAGUCAUAUCCAGACCAUCCAGAGAGAUUUGAUGGCUACUGUCAGGUGCUGUGUAGAGAAGGUGUGUCUGGACGUUCCUACUGGGAAGUUGAGUGGAGUGGUCAAUGGGUUAAUUUAGCCGUGUCAUACAAAACUAUAAGCAGAAAAGGAAUACAUUAUAACUGUUGGUUUGGAAACAAUGGCAAGUCCUGGAGACUUGCUAGUGACUCCAAAGAGACAUUGUUGUUCCACAAUGGUAAAUGCACUGACCUCCUUGUAGUGGCCAGCUCCAGAGUAGGAGUGUAUGUGGACCACAGGGCAGGCACUCUGGCCUUCUACAGCAUCUCUGACUCCAUGACGCUCCUGCACAAAGUCCAGACCACAUUCUCUCACACACUCUACCCAGGGUUUCGGUUACCAGACGGGUCAUCGUUGAAGUUCUUGUGA
Messenger RNA from Engraulis encrasicolus (European anchovy), 1675 nucleotides. RefSeq names its product tripartite motif-containing protein 16-like. Lineage: Eukaryota; Metazoa; Chordata; Actinopteri; Clupeiformes; Engraulidae. Gene Ontology annotation, molecular function: zinc ion binding; protein binding. Bases 17 to 1675 code for a protein of 552 amino acids. The transcript has 6 exons. The record is from RefSeq and is a predicted model, not a curated record.